Kwoniella botswanensis is the source of this 1596-nucleotide messenger RNA. RefSeq lists its product as uncharacterized. Lineage: Eukaryota; Fungi; Basidiomycota; Tremellomycetes; Tremellales; Cryptococcaceae. The transcript is spliced from 2 exons. The record is from RefSeq and is a predicted model, not a curated record. The coding region runs from base 1 to 1596 and encodes 531 amino acids.
AUGUCACCCGAACCACCUUCUGGAUUCAUAUUCAAGCCAUACCCCGCACCCAUCCUCAAGGAAUCCUCACCACUAAAUCCUAAUCCCAAUUCCACAUCAAACUCUGGCACAUCAGUAGAAGCCUUUUUCAAAACUACUUUCGAUUCCCUCAGACCCCCAAUCAUCUCGCUCGAUACCUUUCCCCCAACAAUGAUCCAAGCUUUUCCUGUACCUAACAUUAGUAUCAUACCACCUUCUCCACCUGCUGUUCCCCCUGACCCUUCUUCGGCAUUACCUUCCAAUGUUCCUAGUCCAUUCAUGAGACGAUGGUUAUAUACCCAACAAUCAGAUUACGAUUAUGAUGAUGAAAUACCCCCUCCUCCACCCGCAUCACAGGAUCAGUCAGGUGGAGAGAACGAUUCGUUGGUCAGACAUUUACAGAGGGUUCGACCGGUCGAUCAUCCAGAAAACCUACUAUCGGACGAUUUUGCCACUGAAAGAACUCACGGAGUUUCUGGAUCGAGACGGGGUGAGAAUAUGGACCGGACGAGUUCGCUCGAUGUGUACGAGAGGAUUGGUUUACCGUCUCAAAGGUCUAUUUCAGCACAACCUAGGAUGGGAACUCAUUUCCUCAAAACUGGAUCUGUUCCUAGAGAACAUCAUGACAUCAGCUCGAAUUCAAGAGAUCAAUCUCAAGCGGCAUCCCCAAGUACUGCACGGUCAACCCCUUCGAUCACUACAGGUUCUUCUACUCCCGAAUGGCGACCAACCAGGCAAGAGGAGGUUAUCGAGGGUAUACUAGCCGAGAGAGAGUACUUGAAAUCAGUACUUGACCAGUCCCUUUCUGAGAAUCAGAAAUUGAAGCGAAGAUGGGAUAAGCUCAACGAGUACGCCGACUAUAUGACAUGUUCAAUCGAUUAUCACGAACUGUCCCUAUCUCUUCUCUCCUUAUGCGCAUGUCAUCCCGACCCUUCACCAAUGGGAAUUUUCGGCCCAUUUGACGGUCCAGCAGAAUUCAAACAGGCCAUAUUCGACCUCGCCUCAUCAGUCGGUUCGCCAUACCCCAAAAUGGAUUCUUUAGGAAGCGAUAUAGUAUUCAAAGAGAUUUUCUCACGGGCAUUACAACUUUUAUUGUUCGAUUACAAUCAACAACCUCACGAACCUUCAAGUGAGGAUGAUCUACAAUGGUAUACUCCCCCCGACGUACUUUGGCUAUUCCUCCAUACAGCUCAUGAUAUGCUGUUAAGUCAUUUAAGGGAGAUUAUAAGAGCGAUGAAGUAUUCAUGCAAGAAUAGUAUCAGUGUUAGAUCGAUAGUUCUGGAACUGAUGCUGGAUAGGAUUGGCGAGGAUGAAUUGGAAAAGAGGAAGAGAGAAGAAGGUAUAUGGAGCAUGUGGAGUGUGAGACAGAGAGUGAAUUUUGAAGAUAAUGGUAGGAAGUUGAUGAAUCAUGAGUCGACUUGUAUAGACAGGAAAGGAAAGGGAAAAGGAAGAGACGAGAAUGAGGGUGGUGAGGAUAUGUGGGAUGAUGUGACUAGAGUAUCAUGGGAGGAGAUUCAUAGAACCAUUAUGGUAUUGAAGAACGAGGGAGAAGGGGACGAAGAUGAUGAAGUGUUUUGA